Molecule: messenger RNA, 2613 nt
Organism: Frankliniella occidentalis (western flower thrips)
Lineage: Eukaryota; Metazoa; Arthropoda; Insecta; Thysanoptera; Thripidae
Product: organic cation transporter protein
Exons: 8
Coding region: 144-1790 (548 amino acids)
Biological process (GO): transmembrane transport
Cellular component (GO): membrane
Molecular function (GO): transmembrane transporter activity
Source: RefSeq, a predicted model, not a curated record
CCCGAGCGCCUCGUCGCCAUCCUCCCGAGCGGCGUGGUCGCGGUGUGCCGGCGCACGUCCUGCGCGUGCACCUCAGCACCGGCGAGUGCCUAUAGUCCCCGGAGGAAGGGGGUCGCCGUCGUCGACAACCACCCGCCGCCAGCAUGGCCGUCGACGAGGACCUGGAGCAGCUCAUGGGGCACCUAGGAGAGUUCGGGAAGUACCAGAUGCGGCAGUUCCUGCUCCACAUCCUGGCGGCGCUCACGGCCGGCCUCCACAUGCUCACCUUCGUCACCGUGGCCGCCGUCCCGGAGCACCGGUGCCUGAUCCCCGACGUGGACGUGAACGCGUCCGCCUCGCUCGCCUCGUCCUGGGACACGGAGGAGCUGCGGCGGUGGGUGCCGCGGCGCGAGGACGGCUCCUGGGACGGCUGCCACAUGCUGGACCCGGCCACCAACGCCUCGCUGCCCUGCGAGAGCUGGGUGUACGACUCGACGUACUACACGUCCAGCCGCUCCAUCGAGUGGGACCUGGUGUGCGGCCGGCGCUGGAUGGGCGCCGUGGCGCAGGCCGCCUACAUGUUCGGCGUGUUCGCCGGGGCGGUCACCCUGGGCAGCCUCGCCGACAAGUACGGACGCAAAACAAUAUUUUACAUCUGCGCCGUUCUACAGCUGAUUCUCGGCGUGGCGGUGGCUUUCGUUCCCGAGUUCUGGACGCUGCUCGUCGUCCGCUUCUUCUACGGCGUCUUCGGCUCGGCCGGCGCCUACAUCACCGGCUUCGUGCUCACCAUGGAGCUGGUGGGGCCCUCCAAGCGCACGGCUUGCGGCAUCACCUUCCAGGGCUUCUUCGCCGGCGGCGUGAUGCUCGUCGCGUUCUGGGGCUACUUCAUCCGGGAGCGGGUGCUGCUGCAGGUGGUGUACGGCCUGCACGGCCUCCUGCUCGUCGGCCACUGGUGGCUGAUCGACGAGUCCCCCCGCUGGCUGUGGUCCCAGGGCCGCGUCACCGAGGCCGUCACCAUCGUGGAGAAGGCCGUGCGCGUCAACGGCGGCGAGGCCAUCGACACGGCGCACUACGUGUCCAAGGGCAAGUCCCAAGAGCGGCAGCGCGAGGACGUGGCGUACGGCAUCUCGGACCUGUUCCGCACGCCCAACAUGCGCGCCAAGAUGCUCAACUGCUGCCUCAACUGGUUCGCCAACAGUCUCUGCUACUACGGGCUGUCGUUGAACACGGGCAAGCUGGCCGGCGACCCCUUCAUCAUCCUGUUCCUGGUGGGCCUGGUGGAGAUCCCCAGCUACGUGGUGACCAUCCUGCUCAUGGACCGCACGGGCCGCCGCUCACUCAUCAGCGCCAUGAUGAUCCUCGGCGGCGUCGCCACCCUGGCCGCCGCCUUCAUCCCCCAGACGACGUCGGCCGGCAACGCUUCCGCCACGACAGUGGUGAUGAUUGGCAAGUUCAUGAUUGCGGGGUCGUUUGCCAUCAUCUACAACUACACGGCCGAGCUGUUCCCCACCCCCGUGCGCAACACGGCCCUGGGGGUGGGCUCCAUGUGCGCGCGUCUGUCUGGUGCGCUCACACCCCUCAUCACGUUACUGGACUCUCUGGACAAAACCCUCCCAACUGUGAUAUUUGCAACCAUAGCUGUGACUUCUGGAUUGCUCUCACUCCUUCUGCCAGAGACCCUAAAUCAACCCAUGCCUCAGUCUAUGGAGGAUGGAGAGCAGUUUGGAAAGGGUGACACUGCCUGUGCGUCUUGCUUCGGUCGAAAACCUGUUGACCAGAAAUAUGAAAUUCCUCUUACAACAGUUGAUUAGUUGGUAUUGAAAAAAGAGAAAUGUAUUUUUGUAGAAACUAAGCUGGUGGUAAAACAACAGAAGUUGUAAUGAACUUUGUAAAUUGUCAGAUCUGGGACUUGGAUCCAAUAAUAUGGAAAAGGCAAAGCUCAUUCAUUUUGUCUUUUAUACUUAAGAGAAACAUUACUAGUUUAAGUUCUCUUUUUUUCAUCGCUUUGGUAUCUGUGAUACUAUUCAGCAUAAUAAGUAUAACAAUUAGAAAGAAAGAAAAAUAUAUGAAAAGUUAAAAUCUGACUUUCUAAUCUACUCUAGUUUUUUACCUAUAAAUUAAACUGUAAAUUCAUUCCAUGUGAGUCAUGUGUUGUAAGCAUCUUUAACAAUUAAAUACACAGUGCUCAUUUUAACAGUUUGAUUCUAAAUUGAUCAGAGUAACUUUAUAGGGCAGGACCAUUAUACUUUUGUCUGUUAACAAGAAUCAGAGCAGAGUCAUGAGACAGGUGUCCUUUCUGUCAGAAUGCUAAAAACAGCAUCUUUUUUACAACAAACAAUUACAGGGUUAAUGAUUCUCUGAAAAUUCUAUAUUUUAGCUGAUAGAAUAUUUUCUGAAGUACAAAAUUUUCUUUGUAGUCUUAAGUUUCUGUGGCAGUUCUAUAAUUCAUAAUGCAGUCUGAUAUUGUACCAAUAGAGCAGAAGCAAAUAUUAAGAAAGAAAGACAAAAUACUUCAUUCUAUUACUAUUUUAUAAAUUACUAAGUUUUGAUCAUGACCUCCAUCUAAAGUGUUAGAGGUUAUUUAGUUUGAGAACAAAAUGGAAUUCAAAAUAAAAAGUACUCAUUUUACCGUCA